Tetranychus urticae (two-spotted spider mite) is the source of this 1600-nucleotide messenger RNA. It is a transcript of the gene nac, whose product is annotated as GDP-fucose transporter nac. The record is from RefSeq and is a predicted model, not a curated record. Lineage: Eukaryota; Metazoa; Arthropoda; Arachnida; Trombidiformes; Tetranychidae.
UAUCGAUAAACAUCUGUUAUUCUUUUCGAUAUAUCGAUAAUGAAGUUUUCACAAUUUACAAUAAACAUUGUUUUCAAUUGUCUGUCAACCAUUAUUUUUGUGAUUAACUUACAACAUCAAAUCUUUAGUUGAUUGGCAUGUUUGACAGCUCUGGAUUGUUACAUUAAACUAGUGCUCUGGUUCAUUGCAAUCAAGGAUUUUGUUGUCUAUCAAUGGGUAAUUAUUAUUUCUCGCUAUCCAUUCGUUGAUUUCGGAUGGUGAAUUGAUUCAAUUCUAGUCUAUUGUUUCAAUAUCUUAAUAAGAUUGAUCUGACUUGUGUAAAUUCUAACCAGUUGGUGGUUCUAUUUUGGCCCAUUUUUUCUUAACUUUCGUGUUUAUUAUCAUCUAUCAACUAUUCUGAUUUUAUUCAACAAUGACGCUACAGCAGCCCUUAUUAGAACCUCAAAAGGAAAAAUCUUUGACCGCAAGGUACAUUGAGAUAACUCUGGUAGUUGCACUAUAUUGGAUCGUUUCAAUCUCAAUGGUUUUCAUCAAUAAACAUAUACUAAGCGAUAAAUCCGUCAAUUUUGAAGCUCCGCUUUUCAUCACAUUUUACCAGUGCCUUUGUACCAUAAUAUUUUGCCUUGUUUGUAAUUUCAUUGGUCAGGUUAGACCAUCAUGGGUUCACUGGUUAGGAUUCCCUAGACUACAUCUUCGGCCAACAAUUGUAAAAAAAGUAUUCCCGUUGUCUAUAGUAUUUGUCGGAAUGAUCACGAUGUUCUUGUGUCUUAAAUUUGUCGGUGUUGCUUUCUACUUUGUUGGUAGAUCACUGACAACUGUGUUUAAUGUGAUUCUCACUUAUUUUAUUCUGAGAGAAAUCACAUCAGCCAAGGCAACUCUCUGUUGUAUCGUUAUAAUCAUUGGAUUCAUAGUUGGUGUCGAUCAAGAAUCACUACAAGGAUCCCUAACAUUUUCGGGGAUCUUUUUUGGUAUAGCUGCUAGCUUUUUUGUUUCACUUAAUUCCAUUUUUACUAAAAGUAUUUUACCUGCUGUUGAUGGUAAUAUUUGGAUGUUGAAUUUCUACAAUAAUGUAAAUGCUCUUAUUCUAUUUACCAUACUUAUUACCAUUAGUGGGGAAUUGCCGAUUAUUUAUGGAUACGAGCAUCUCACUAGCUUAAAGUUUUGGACCAUGAUGACUCUCAGCGGACUUCUUGCAGUUUCUAUUGGUUUUGUUACUGGUUUACAGAUAAAGGUUACUUCGCCUUUAACGCAUAACAUCUCAGGGACUGCUAAAGCUUGCGCUCAAACAGUUCUUGCGUGUAUCUGGUAUAGUGAAGAAAAAUCAUUUAUUUGGUGGAUAAGCAAUUUACUAGUCAUAUUUGGAUCAGCUGGUUAUACACGAGUCAAACAAUUAGAAAUGAGCGCUAAACACUCGAUGAAGAGUCAAACAUCAGGAGCAUAAUUCUUAUGGUAAACUAGCGAGACAAACUAUCAUCAUUUUUGUAUAUUACAGAAUAGAUUUUCAUAUUUAUUAAUAUAAUUACCCCCUCUUGGAUAUUUUUAUUUAAAGAAAGUUAUUACAUAUCCCGAUGUAAUUUAUAAUUAACGUCAUUAUAAGCUU